Eruca vesicaria subsp. sativa (arugula) is the source of this 1099-nucleotide messenger RNA. The record is from the annotation of a GenBank genome assembly. Lineage: Eukaryota; Viridiplantae; Streptophyta; Magnoliopsida; Brassicales; Brassicaceae.
GAACCACGUCACUAUCAAAACGACACCGUUUUAAAACAUCUAAUCAAUUUGCUACGACAGAAGUGAGUUUUGUCUGGUUCCUUAAUCAACCAAUUCGCGACCAUGGCCUCGCGUUUGUUAUCGACGACACUUCUCACACCGCCGGCUAAUCUCAACAAAUCUUCGUCGGGUCCAACGGCGAGAGUUGGAUUGAGAAAGGGAAGGCUUAGUAUCAGAGCAGUAAGCAACAGCUCUCAAGGAGGUUCCGUCGAUGGGACCGUUUACAAAGGUGUUUACGGUCCAUGGACUGUCGACCAGUCCGAUGUCAAAGAGGUUAUUCUGUACAGAUCAGGACUUGUAACUGCUGCUGCUUCCUUUGUAACCGCUUCUUCUGCAGCUUUUUUACCAGAGAACUCUUGGUUAAGUGAAAUAAUCAAGCAAAACCAAGACUUGUUCUACCUUGUUGGUGCUGGUGGUUUGGGGCUAUCUCUGUUUCUUAUUCAUAUAUAUGUAACGGAGAUCAAGAGGACUCUUCAGGCUUUAUGGGCACUUGGUGUUGUUGGUUCGUUUGCCACUUACGCAGCUCUUGCUAGACCAGCUAGUGAUAACUUGGUUCAUUAUGUCGUUGAUCAUCCAACUGCUGUUUGGUUUGUUGGUCCUCUUUUCGCUUCCCUCACUGGGCUCGUUUUCAAAGAAGGGCUAUGUUAUGGUAAGCUAGAAGCUGGCCUUCUUACUUUCAUCAUACCCUCAGUACUUCUAGGGCAUUUGAGUGGCCUGAUGAAUGAUGAGGUAAAACUGGUGUUGCUAGGCACAUGGAUGGCACUCUUUGUGGUAUUUGCUGGAAGAAAAUUCACUCAGCCUAUAAAGGAUGAUAUUGGGGAUAAAUCUGUUUUCAUGUUCAUGGCUCUUCCGGAAGAUGAGAAGAAGGCUGUAGUUGCAAAACUCGAGCUAGAUAAUUCUGGUUAAGACUUUGAAUGAUUACAAAAUGUUUUAAGCAUCUUCAAGAACAGGUAAAUAUCAUGUACCCUUAGGUUAUAUAUACCGAUGAGGAGAGACGCUACCAUAAACAGUUUGUACAUCUUAUGGACCAUUGAUAAAUGACAAUAAAAAUGCGUUUAUA